Molecule: messenger RNA, 240 nt
Organism: Suillus paluster
Lineage: Eukaryota; Fungi; Basidiomycota; Agaricomycetes; Boletales; Suillaceae
Exons: 1
Source: RefSeq, a predicted model, not a curated record
GCUGCUUCCAUUACUCAACAUCAUUAUGCUGCCCACUACAACAAAACUCCCAAAAAUACUUCCAAGCUCACUGGCCAACAAUGGUUGAACGAGCUUCUGGCUGGCCAUCCUCAGCAUUUUUAUGAUGCAAUGGGAAUGAAUAAACAUGUAUUCCAGGCCCUUCUCCAUGAGCUAAUCAAACAUGGCCUUCAUAACACAAGACAUGUUUCAGCUGAAGAGCAGCUCAGAAUAUUCCUGUAU